Molecule: messenger RNA, 927 nt
Organism: Archocentrus centrarchus (flier cichlid)
Lineage: Eukaryota; Metazoa; Chordata; Actinopteri; Cichliformes; Cichlidae
Product: carbonic anhydrase 4-like
Exons: 8
Coding region: 1-927 (308 amino acids)
Cellular component (GO): plasma membrane
Molecular function (GO): carbonate dehydratase activity; zinc ion binding
Source: RefSeq, a predicted model, not a curated record
AUGGGUUUUUCUCUCUACCUCCUGACUCUGCUUCUUCUCCUUUCCCGCUGCACAGCUAACUGGUGUUAUCAAAACCAGAACGCCUGUGAUGACACGUGCAGAGACCCCAACCAGUGGGCUACUCAGUUUCCUAAAUGUGGAGGGUUACGUCAGUCACCAAUUAACAUUGUGACCAGCAAAGUGCACGUCAACGUCGCCCUGCCACCCUUCGACUUCAUUGGCCACACCAACACAAUCAACAUCACAGUGGAAAACAAAGGACACUCUGCCCACUUUGCCCUGCCGCCGUCUGUUAGACUGAGUGAAGGAGGUCUGCCGGGCCACUACAGAGCCGCCCAGUUUCACUUCCACUGGGGAGGGAAUGGGAGACCCGGAUCAGAGCACACCAUUGAUGGAGAGAGAUUCCCCAUGGAGAUGCACAUAGUCCACAUUAAGGAGCCGUACAGCUCUCUGGCAGAGGCCGAACAUGACACAGCAGGUAUAGCUCUGCUAGCCUUCCUGUUUGAGGAAACAACGGAUGAUCAUCCUCAUUUGGAUGCAGUAAUAGAUGCACUGGGCCGAGUACAAAACAAUGGCAGCAUCACAGUGAUCCCAAACUUUCGGCUCAGUGAUCUUAUCCCAGCUGCAAAGGACCUACAGAGUUACUAUCGCUAUGUGGGCUCCAUGACAACUCCAGGAUGCGAGCAGGCGGUCGCCUGGACAGUGUUUCACAGGAAGCUGGCCAUCAGUAGUCGCCAGCUGGAUGCAGUCGUUAAGCAGUGUCGCUUUUGGACAGGACAGCCUAUGACAGACAUCUUCCGACCUACACAGCCGCUGGAUGGCAGAACUGUGUACUCCUCUAAGUCGGGUACAGCUCAGAGUAGAGCAACACACUUUUGGUUUUUGGUUUUUUCAGUUGUGACUGUUACAGUGGAUCUGGCACACUGA